Molecule: messenger RNA, 3255 nt
Organism: Cuscuta europaea
Lineage: Eukaryota; Viridiplantae; Streptophyta; Magnoliopsida; Solanales; Convolvulaceae
Source: the annotation of a GenBank genome assembly
CACCCAUGUACGUAUAUAUAUGUUGACGUACUACUAUACCCAUAUAUAGACACCAAAAUAUACGUACGUAUACAUAUAUAAUACUCCGUAUUACAGCUCGAUCAACAGAUACAUAUAUAUCCAGCUCGAUCCACACAUACAUAUAUAUCCAUCCACGCAGCAAGUAAUCAGCUGAAUCAGUACAAUACUUGUUCAAUUUUGACCAAAACAAACAAAAAUAGUAAUCGUUUGCAUCGGCCUGCUGGACAUACACAUAUACACAUCUAUACAUAUAAAUAGGUGUAUUCCCUUAGCUUGCUAUGCUCAAAAAGAAAAACGACCGAACAGACACAUAAGAGAAAAGAGGGAUAGGUAGAGGAAGAAGACUACUGCACACCGUCGUAUAAAUUGCCUGCCGCCACUGCCGAAGAAGGAGACCAUCCUCGCCAGAAAAGGAAUAAAAGUCAUCUAUCAGGAGGUUCGCUGGACUGCACUCCGUAGCUAGGCUGGGCCACUCUGCUUGUCCGUAGAAGUAGAAUCGUCUACCGUCUUCGCCGGAGGAAGUUACUGCAUCCUGCGUCCUGCAUCGUCGGUCGUUCUUGCGCAGAAGAAAAUGUACAGUACGUCAUCCUUAUAUACUACUUGAACUGGAAUUUAUUCUAAUACGAAGUAAAAGAUUUGAGCUGGGUUGGACACUUAGUUAUUAAACACGGGCUGCCUGAAAAAUGUAAAACAUCUAGAUUAGUUAAAUAAUAAUAAUAAUAAUAAGAUAGCACAUCCAAUAGUAAUAAAAUAAAGAGAGAUUUUCCUAAAUAAGACUAAAAGAAUGUAUAAUUGUAAAAACAGGACUACUAUGUUUUAUUGGACAAAAAUAGGACUAAAAAGAGCUAAACUGACGAAAAUACCCCUAAUGAAAAAAUUACGCACACCAGGUCUCUGCUGCGCAUGUUUCCCCUUCCCCUUUCUGCGCAGGUUUCCCCUUCCCCUUGUUGCGCAGGUGUGUCGUAUGCGCAUGUUUGGAGUCGACGCCUCCACCAUUGGCACCUCUGCCACCAUCCAUGAAGUCUGCCAUCAUCGCCACCACUCAGCUAGUACGCUGCCAUCACUCUCCAACAAAGAUUUGCCUUGAAAAAACUAGGAAGAAGAAGAAGAAGAAGAAGAAGAAGAAGAGGAGGAGGAGGGGGAGGAAGAAGAAGAAGAGUACAUACCUGUCUUGGCUAUUGCAGCAGAGGUCGUCGACGGCGGAGCUAUGGUGUUACGAGGCUACGAUCGAUGGCGGAGUGCGGCCAUGGUGGAGUAAAGAAUCGCGGAAGAUGAAUGACUUAGAGGAAGAUGAAAUUGGCGAUCGAUUGCAGAGGGUUAGGUUAAUGAGGGGUAAAAAUGUAAUCUUUAGUCCUAUUUAGGCAAUUUAAAACUUGAAGUCCUAUUUUAGAGUUUUAACCAUGUUUUAGUCCCAUUUAAUAUAAUUUCUUUAAAAUAAAAUUAGAACAACUGGACCGUAGAAAGCAUUAGGUGGAUUUUGUUCACUCUUAUUACAUUUGACAUUUUAGAAUAAGUCAAAUCAAAUAGACUGAUUAAAAUAUAAACGAAUGGAAUGAGUAAUAUUUAAAUGGACGUAUGGAUAUAAAUAAACUUAGCUACUGUAAAUGUAUAGUUAUAAACAAAUUAAAUAGAACCGAUUAAUCUCAAAAGUCAAUUAGUAAAAUAGGAUGACUUAUCAAAAGUAAGAUAAAAUACUAAUUAUGCUAUUUUAAAAUUACUAAAGGUGAUUAUUGCCAAGAUUGAAAAAGAAGAAGGUAGAAAGUGUCACAAUUUUAAGUCGAUAUGUUCCAGCGUUUUGGAUGCAGCAUCCCUCCGGAGACUAGAAGAGUCUGUUCCCAUGCUGAUGUGUAAUUUGGAAAAGAUAACGCCUCCAUCGUUUUUCGAUGGAAUGAAACAUCUUGUAAUACAUCUUCUGUAUGAGGCUUUGACUGCUGGGCUCGUCUUCUAUCGCUGGAUGUACAGAUUUGAAAGAUUUCUUGUAGAGUUGAAAAAGAAAGUGACCAACAAGGCACACGUUGAGGCUUCAAUUUGUCAAGCGUAUCUUCAACAAGAAAUAUCAACGUUCUCAUCUUUUUAUUUUGAGCGUGAAAUCAUCACUAGAAGAAAGAGACCUGCCCGGAACGAUGACAUUUGCGAGGAUUUAUACGAAAAUGUAGUUUUCAUUUUCAAUUACUCAGGUAGAGGUAAAGGAGUUGCGACAAACCGAUACAUCGUAGGUGGAAAAUUACAAAUUGCGCAUACUUAUAUCCUCAUGAAUUAUCCAGAAAUCUUACCGUUUUAUCAUGAAUUUAGAGCGGAGUUCUCAGCAUUACCUGAUAGUGAAAUUGAUGUAAUGGUGGACUCUAAUUUUGUACCGUGGUACAAGUAUCAGAUCAAUAGCCGUGGGAUUGUGGAUCCUCUGUUAGUAUCAUUAUCGUGGGGCCCUGGUGCCUACGCCAAAGUUUGGCGGUCAUAUGUGAUAAAUGGUUACACCUAUAACACAGUCGCUUACGGACAAGGCCAACCAACAGUGAACAACGGGUUAUGUGUCACAACCAUCGGUUAUGAUAACUCGGAAACCAAUUUUUUUGGUGUCUUGCAUGAGAUUCUCAAAUUUGAAAUGCCUUCUGGUGGGAAAAAUUUGACUUGUGUUUUGUUCCGCUGCAAAUGGUUCGAUCCAACACGUGGUGUGAGAAAAAAUUCAAAGUAUAAUAUGAUUGACGUCAACCACUCUCGCGUGUAUAGGAAAAAUGAGCCUUUUAUACUCGUUCAACAAGCAGCCCAAGUUUAAUAUGCAGAAUAUCCUUCAACCAGGCGGACACAGAAUCCUUGGGUGUGUGCAUGUACUGUCCGUCCGAGCAAAAUUGUAUCACAAACUCAACACAAGGACGUUGAUUUAGAUGCUUUUCAGCAACAAUUUUGCCAACCUCCGCCUAUUGUUGAGACGGUCAACCACACAUUCAGUUAAGUGAUCCAAAUGGCGGAAGUGUUGAAGUCAUGCUAGAAACGCACCUUCCGGACCUAACACUUCUAUCUGAGCGCGAAAUUGUUCAAAUGCAUGAAGAACAACAAAAUGCUCAAUAUGAGGAAGAAGGAGAAUGGAUAGACGGUUCUGAUACAGAAGAAGAUGUUGUAUAUGUAGAAAAUAACGAUUAUGAUAGUGACUAGUUGUGUUGUUGUAAUUACAAUUUUUUUGACUUCGAAUAUUUGUGCUCUUUUCUUCAUCAUUAUAUUACUCCAACAAUAUUUGAUUUU